Messenger RNA from Megachile rotundata (alfalfa leafcutting bee), 4493 nucleotides. It is a transcript of the gene Gdap2, whose product is annotated as ganglioside induced differentiation associated protein 2. The record is from RefSeq and is a predicted model, not a curated record. Lineage: Eukaryota; Metazoa; Arthropoda; Insecta; Hymenoptera; Megachilidae.
UGACAAGGCCGUCAGUUACUGUUCGUGCACGAAUGCGACCAAAUACCCGGGUAUCUUGGCGGGUUUUCGCUCGGAGCUGCGCUCACGAGACCAGCUCGGGAACGAGAAAACGGAGGUGACGUUUCUGCCAGGAGAAGGAAACAGUGAACGUUCGAUAUCGAGAGCAACGUCCGACAAGGAUCAAGCAGGAAGGACUAAGCGUACGUGACACUAGACAAGUGGAAACCUGUCGAACACCUGGGGCUGCACUUUAGUCCACCUUUGGCCGCGCACAUAGGCAGACGAUUGUCAGCUGAAUGAGGCUCAUGGAACCCUUGGGUGUUGCCCCAGACGUGGUGGAGACGGGCGCAUUGAAAAAAUGGUCCGAAUUCCCUGUCCAUCAUCGAUUCACAGACUACUCCAAUUCUAUUGGAGAGCCCACGCAUCAUACUAUAAGUCCUUUUCCAUGUCAGCCAGCGAUUAACAAUAAACUUGCGCUAUGGACUGGAGAUGUUUCCGUUCUACAAGUGGAUGCAGUGGUAAAUUCCACCAAUGAAACAAUGGAUGAUAAUAGCCCUAUGUGCCAAAGAAUAUUUGCUCGUGCUGGUUCACCCCUUAAGAUGGAAAUAUUUAAUGAAGUUAAAGAAUGUAAGACUGGUGAAAUAAGAGUAACACAAGGUCAUGGAUUGCCUGCACGUUUUAUUAUCCAUACUGUUGGGCCUGUUUAUAACGUGAAGUACCAAACAGCGGCUCAGAAUACAUUACACUGCUGCUAUAGAAAUGUUUUGCAAAAGGCAAGAGAGCUCGGAUUACGUACGAUUGCGUUACCCGUAAUUAAUUCAGUACGAAGAAAUUAUCCUCCUGAUGCUGGAGCGCAUAUAGCUCUUAGAACAAUAAGAAGAUUCUUAGAGCAAUAUGGUGAUUCAAUAACAUGCAUUGUAUUUGUUCUGGAACCAAGUGAUCUUGGAAUCUAUGAAGUUCUUCUUCCACUGUAUUUUCCAAGAAACUUAGCAGAACAGGACAAUGCUUGUUGGCAAUUACCGAACGACAUAGGUGGUAUGGAUGGAGAACCUUUACUUCCUGAUCGACAGAUCAGAAUCAUUGACAAUCCACAACAUGCUUUACAUGGUGAUGAAAGUGUAGAACUGUCAGCACAGUUGGAGACAUCCGUAAACAUUGGCGAACAUGCAUUUGCACAGAUGCAGGGUGACUUGGAUCGGCAAAGACUUCUCGGUGAGAGACCACCUGCUGAUCCAUUAGCGGAUAUAAUGCUGAAACAGAUGCAGCAGAAAGAAAGAUACGAGAGGUUGCUCAGAAGAGCGAAGACAGAGGACCUCUCGGAAGUUUCGGGAAUCGGUUGUUUGUACCAGAGCGGGGUCGAUCGCCAGGGACGACCGGUGGUCGUGUUCGUCGGCAAAUGGUUCCCGGCCACUAAAAUCAAUCUCGACAAGGCGUUGCUGUAUCUGAUACAAUUGCUAGAUCCAAUUGUAAAAGGCGACUAUGUUAUCGCUUAUUUCCACACGCUAACAACGAGCAACAACUACCCUAGCCUGCAUUGGUUACGUGAAGUGUACAACGUGCUUCCUUACAAGUAUAAGAAGAACCUUAAACACUUCUACAUCAUUCAUCCAACCUUUUGGACCAAGAUGAUGACAUGGUGGUUCACGACGUUCAUGGCUCCAGCCAUCAAACAAAAAGUCCACAGCUUACCUGGAGUGGAGUAUCUUUAUGAAGUUAUGUCGCCAGAGCAGCUAGAAAUCCCAGCGUAUAUUACAGAAUAUGACAUGACGAUAAAUGGAAUGAGGUAUUAUCAACCAGACCCCGUCUCUUCAUCGCCGUCGACGUCCACGUAACUCACAGAGGCGGAUUCCCAUCCUGCGAAGCACUGGUUAGAAGAAAUUCGGAUCGACUGUUCCGGAUAGUACGGUUUCGUGCGUGUUUCCUCGACGACCAUCCUGAAUGCCCGCUUCCGCAGAAAGAGCGUGUGUAAUACACGCGAAAAUAAUAACCGUCGACAAGGAUCUUGUCGAUCAGACGGCUCCUCCAAAGCACCGGGACGUCUGCGUCGCUUCGAAGAAGUGCCUCGCGAAAUGAAAUGAAACGACGGUGCUUCGCGCGUUUAUUCGCCAAUCGAUCGUUGAAGAAUCAAGUAAACCACUGCCCUUCGUCAUCACGUGUUUAUUGCUGGAAAAUACAAGAUAGCUUCUCCGAUUGGCUACAGAUGGGAGGAUAUUGGACAAUCUUAGACAGCCACCGAGGAGAGAUGGAUCAUAGGUGGUUCGAGGAUACCAGAAAUUGUUAUUCGCUCGAGGUGCGAGUGUCGGCUGCCAAAAACACCAAUAAUCAGUAUUCUCGUCGUCGUUGUUAUGAUAGAGAGGAUAUUUACCCUUGAAUGUUAAACAGUUCAAUUGGUUUCGAGACAGGGUCAUGUUAACGAGUUAGAGAGAGUCGACGACUAAUUGUAGAGUUUAAAAUCAGACGGCUUAAUACGAACUGUCGAUCGCUUUUCUGUUAUUUUCUUAUCCGUCGUUGUACAGCGAAAGAGCGUAUAUUCGAUUUAACGUGUGUAAAUUGUAUCGAUAUUUUAUUAUGUAACGUCGUUCACGAAUGACAUCUCGAUACACGAACACACAGAGCUGAAAGCUGAAUCUCAUCGGCGGAAAGAGUUUGCUCUAUGAUGUUGUGAGUUGUCAGACUUAUAAUUAGCCUGUGUGUCGUUACAUUCGUUAAGAUUAUAUGAAACUGAUGUGUAAAGGCAGAAAUUUACCUCCGUCGUCGAUGACGAAUACAUUUUAUAGGUUAACGUCAUUGAAGAUUCACUCUGUUUCGUAUGGACACCAUCAGAAUUCUGACCAUACAGCCAAUAAUACAUAUGUGAACAUUAAUAUCAGCUUAACUUUUGUUUCUAUCUAUUGAAUUAUGUAAUAACAAAGUGUAUACACAUUUUAUUGGUACACUCUGUAUUGUCAAUAUAAUAUUGUCAGUAUUUCUGUAUUGAAAGACUGACAAUAUAUAUUGUCUAAUGUAUAUAUACUAAAGUAUGUAUUACUGAUUCAUGUCUUCUGUUUUCAGUAGUCUCAGUUAGAAAGAUGAGCUAAUCAUUAACGCAGUUAGAAUCUUGUUUGUCUUUUAUUAACAGUUUAGUACCAACAAUCCACCGCCAGAUGGCUACAGCGUUUCUGGAUACGUGAAACGCAAUUUUUUUAAUUUUAGAUUUUAACGCUUCAAACAAUCUGUAAUCCGUUAAUCGAGUUACAUUGUGACCGUCUAACGUUCUGUUCGUGCCAAUGAAGCGCAAGUCUCUUGUUUUCAUGUAAAAAGAGGCAAUUUCCUGUUUCAAUAAUUUCCAUAGCUUACAGGAUACAUUAAAAAUAACAGCAUAGUAGAAUGGAUCGUGAAGUGUUUACAUUUAAUAAUAAGCUAUGGAAAGUCUUGUUGCAAAUAAAAUGAACUCGCGGUUGUGUAUCAAGAUUAGACGGUUUGAUACACAAUCGACAGAGACGAUCAUAGCAAAGGGAUUUGAAAGAUCAAACUGUGGAUAAAAGUUUAGAUUGAAAGAAACUGAUACAAAUGAUUCGUCAUCGACACGUAUUAAUCCCUGAAACGUUCACAGCUGAAUGCCGAGCUCGUACUCGCGGUUCAAUUCUAGAUUAGAUGAAGCAAUAAACUUAAGAGCUUUCUCGCGAAUCGUAUACCUAUCUGUAUACGCAAAUUUCGUGGGACAGAAUCGUUAUACUCGUUGUUAAGCAUUUUUAGGCGAUCGAAAUGGCGAAAAUCGACGUGAUCGACAUCGAUCAACCCCGUUUCUCUCGUAAAAGCUUCUACAUCGGAAACGUGGUUGAUCGAUCGCGGCUCAGUCGAAGGAAACUAAUGUGUGUAUCCACGUAAAAGAAUUUUCCAUAUGUUUACCUCUGUAUAGUUCGAGUACGCUUGAUCAUUGAGAUACUUUUUCUAUUAAUUUUUAUUGCGUUGGUGAUGUUUCGUUAGUAUAGCGUUAGAAUCGCAUUUCAUUCAAUAAAUUCAUCCCGAAAUCAUUGAUGAUCAUUGAGAGAUGUUCGUUUUACGAGGAUGAUUAUUUUUCACGUUGUCGUUGCUCGAAUAGUUUACGUUUCGAUGAGAGUGUCUCUUCCUCGAUUUUUCUGUCUAUUAUAACGCGAGCGACUCGAGAUCGUUUGUAAUCGAGUCACACGUCUGUGUCAGUUCGUGGAACUUUUCUGCGUUUUAUUAUACGUUUAACGACCUCACUGUCCGUCCCUGAAUCGUUUCUAGUUGAUAUAAAGAGAGUCGCGCGAAAUUUCGUUCGGCGUCGCCAUUUUUCAAAUGUAUCUGCAUUCUGAUAUCUAGAAAUUAAUUGACAAGAAUUAUAUUAAGAGAAAGUAAUGUAACUGAUGUUAUUCGAAUUGGUUAAUUUGAGGUUAUAGUUUGCUAUCUUAUGUAACAAUAACGUUAUUAUAUAUUUGAAUAGGUUAUGUAAUUUUAAGUCAGUUAAAUAGCAAAUUAAAAUUAUAAGAUAG